CGACACGAGAUUAUGCCGUGGAAGUUCGACACGAAUGUGGUAUAAAGAUGGUGGCAUGCGAGGUCACAUUUCAAAACCAUGUCGGCCGCCCCAUACCACCACCAAGCCCAAUGCACCAGCGACGUUUGGUCCUUGUCAUGUCCUUCCUUGGAGGACGACACUGCGUAUGCCUUGGCGUUGGCUGCGCAGUUCGAAGCCGAAGAUUCCGAUGCGUUGGCUAUGGCGUCGGCAGAUGCAGCGCUGGCGCAUGAUUUAGCAGCCGCGAGCUCGGCUGGGUCGUAUCGAUCCUCCCAUGGCACCUUUUCCUUUGAUGAUGGGGACAGUGAUCGGGAUGUAGCUCAAGCGUUGAUCAACAGCCGAGGCUCGGCUACGUUUGAUGAGUGGGCGACGGAAUACCAAGUAGAACCAACCCCACUAAUAAACGAAGAUGCAGCGAGCAUGGCACUGGCGAAAGCGCUGGCGGAUCAAUUUGAUCACGAGAUCGCGAUCGAGUUGACUACCCAAGAUAUAGAUGAAGGAGACGAUGCCACAGACGUUGCCGACCACCGGUGGGAGACUGCUGACCUGAACGACGAACCAACCCCUGACGACACCAGUGCUGCAGCAGACACACCCGUCGUACGGAGUCGCAACCGCCGAGUGAGUUGGUUUGCCCAAUCCUCCAAGUCGUCUAUGCGCAAGGGCGUACGGAUUGCACUCGACUAAGUCGCCCCUUUAUCAUGCAUACAUUUUUUCCAUAUUGUAAUUUUCACGUGGAUUUAGCCCCCCGCAUACCAAAGACUAAGGCGAGAGAACGGCACGUUUCAUAUACAGCAA
Molecule: messenger RNA, 816 nt
Organism: Aphanomyces astaci
Lineage: Eukaryota; Oomycota; Saprolegniomycetes; Saprolegniales; Verrucalvaceae
Exons: 1
Coding region: 79-705 (208 amino acids)
Source: RefSeq, a predicted model, not a curated record